Messenger RNA from Ailuropoda melanoleuca (giant panda), 3617 nucleotides. RefSeq names its product interleukin 13 receptor subunit alpha 1 (gene IL13RA1). Gene Ontology annotation, molecular function: cytokine receptor activity; protein binding. The coding region runs from base 16 to 1272 and encodes 418 amino acids. The record is from RefSeq and is a predicted model, not a curated record. NCBI's taxonomy places the organism in Eukaryota, Metazoa, Chordata, Mammalia, Carnivora, Ursidae. Gene Ontology annotation, cellular component: external side of plasma membrane; membrane. The transcript has 11 exons. Gene Ontology annotation, biological process: cytokine-mediated signaling pathway.
ACUGUGAAAAGUAGAAUGACUUCCUCACGGACAGCUCCCGGCUCGAGAGGACUUCUGGCCACGUUGGGUGACGAUGAAACUCAGCCACCUGUGACGAAUUUGAGUGUUUCUGUUGAAAACCUCUGCACGGUCAUAUGGACAUGGGAUCCUCCAGAGGGAGCCAGCCCGAAUUGCACCUUACGGUAUUUUAGUCAUUUUGACAACAAGCAGGAUAAGAAAAUUGCUCCUGAAACCCAUCGUUCAAAAGAAGUGCCCCUGAACGAGAGGAUUUGUCUGCAAGUGGGGUCCCAGUGCAGCACCAGUGAAAGUGACAAUCCUAGCAUUUUGGUGGAGAAGUGCACCCCGCCCCCGGAAGGCGAUCCUGAGUCCGCGGUGACUGAGCUGCGAUGCGUUUGGCACAACCUGAGCUACAUGAAGUGCACUUGGCUCCCAGGAAGGAAUACGAGUCCUGACACCAACUAUACUCUCUACUAUUGGCACAGCAGCCUGGGAAAAAUUCUUCAGUGUGAAGACAUCUAUAGGGAAGGUCAACACAUUGGUUGUUCCUUUGCUCUCACUAAUUUGAAGGAUUCCAGUUUUGAACAGCACAGUGUCCAAAUAGUGGUCAAGGAUAAUGCAGGAAAAAUUAGACCAUCCUUCAAUAUAGUGCCUUUAACUUCUCAUGUGAAACCUGAUCCCCCACAUAUUAAACGUCUCUUCUUCCAAAAUGGUAACUUGUAUGUGCAAUGGAAGAAUCCACAGAAUUUUUACAGCAGAUGCUUAUCUUAUCAAGUGGAAGUCAAUAACAGCCAAACUGAGACGAGUGAUACUUUCUACGUUGAAGAGGCCAAAUGUCAGAAUUCAGAAUUUGAGGGAAACCUGGAGGGUACAAUUUGUUUCAUGGUCCCUGGUGUGCUUCCUGAUACUUUGAACACAGUCAGAAUAAGAGUCAGAACAAAUAAGUUAUGCUAUGAGGAUGACAAACUCUGGAGUAAUUGGAGUCAAGCAAUGAGUAUAGGUGAGAAUACCGACCCCACGUUCUACGUCAGCAUGUUGCUCGCCACUCCGGUCAUCGUCGCGGGUGCCAUCAUAGUCCUCCUGCUUUAUCUCAAAAGGCUCAAGAUCAUUAUAUUCCCUCCGAUUCCUGAUCCUGGCAAGAUUUUUAAAGAAAUGUUUGGAGACCAGAACGAUGAUACCCUGCACUGGAAGAAGUACGACAUCUAUGAGAAGCAAACCAAAGAAGAGACCGACUCCGUGGUGCUGAUAGAAAACCUGAAGAGAGCCCCUCAGUGACGGGCGUAAUUUAUUUUAACCUUCCUCGUGACCUUGUGAGGAUUCGUCCCAUUCUGCAUUUGUUAUCCGGGAACUCGUGAAACGGACGCUGAAACUACUGGGCCCCCGAAGAGCAGCCAGCUCAGAAGCGCCGCGGGCUUCCUGCUGAGCCGCGCCGAGACGCCGAGCACAAGGGCUCUCUGGCCAAGACGGUGGAGUUGUCGUCGCCGAGUUGUAAAAGCAGACGCCCCAUGCGAAGGCUUCGAAGCAGGGGACAGAGCAAACAGCGGUGAUGAUGGCGGUAGACGGAAUCUUACCAAGACUUUGACCCCUCGGAGGGACCUGUGCCCGCUCUGUAUUCUCUGUGUCAAACAGUACCAACACGUGUGAUUUGCUGUGUGAGACUCAUUUGGGGGGCAGUCCCUAAUGCCAGCCCCAAGUCACGGAGAACACUUGGCGGACGAAGUGGGUAAAAUCUGCGCUCUGUUGUUUGGGAUCUCACGCAGGAGUGCAUGUGGCUCUUCGGCGUCUUCGCGUUCUGGAGUCCUCGGCCCCUGGAGCCGCGAUUUUCUGUGCUUUAGAAGGCCCAGGCAACAGCUAGCCAUGAGGAGGACAUCUCCAGAGAAAGCAGGGGCAGCUCCUUUCCCGACCCCUUGCAAAGCCAGGCAGGUGGCAGGCGUUUCGGGGCCGUGAAGGGAGAACGGCUCCCUGGCCAUGAGCGUGCAGCCGGCGGCCUUCACCUCCACGUUCGCCCCCAGCCGUGAGGCGUCGUCCUGAGGGGUGCCAGUCUAGCCGAGACUCCUCUGUUCUUACCACUUCCUCUCCACCCGUCAGUUGCCAGACCUUUCCGACUCCCCAGUUGCCCCCGCCCAGUCUCCCCUGGCGCAGUCACCCUGGUCCCAGCGGGCAGCCUGGCUGUCCGUUAGAAAUCAGAAUGAAAAGCUGCUCACGACACCUAGAGGGGCAGGGAGUAAUUUGCAUCUCAGGUAAAGUGUGCGGAGACUAAGAAACAAUGACUGAUUCUUGCAUAUUUUGUAACUUGUACGUGAGUCUGCAUUUCUUUGAAGGUUUUCAGCGUUUACUAUUUCUCUAUGCAUUUUCGAAACAGAAAGGAGGUAUUAUCUUCACUUCGAACUUCGAACUUUGCUCUUGCGGCCACAACUGGUUACGAGUAGGUUUUGCUUCUUAUGUGGAUAGCAUCUGAGGCUCCAACGUUUGUGUUUUUUUGGGGUUUUUUUUUCUUUUUGCAUACUAAGUUAGGGUUCCAUUCUCUUCCAGCCCUACAUCGGACCCACAGAGAUAUUCCCCCUACUCCUCCUCCCCCCUCCAAAUUUAAAGAAGCGUGGAAGCCAGAGGCCCCCCCUCACCCCCCAGCAUCUCUCUCCGCAUGUGCCCUGACUCCGAUCCCUGGUAGGAACUUGAAAACUUGAUACCACAAGUUCUCCAUUCACUCACCCACUGGCAGCAAUCAGAUGUUGCAACUUGCAACUCCUGCUCUUAGGGGAUGGGAGGAGGUCAGAGGUGCCUGUUCGCCACAGGCUUGGCCCCAGGUGGCCACCGGCUUGCGCUGCCACGGAGAGGACUGUGCCCUGGCUCGUCGCAGGAAAUUCCGUGCCAGGGGCAGACGUCAAUGUGUUUCCUCCCUGUGCCGUUUUUUUUUCUUUUCUUUUUUUUUUUUUUUUAGGUCAGAUUGAGGUGGGAGACAGGCAGAGUAGACGUCCCACCUUGUUCUACGGUUUUCGAGAAAGAACAUUUGGUUUUCCUGUGUCGGAAUGAAGUUAUCUCCUAGUCGAGUCUUUUAUAAUUCUGGAAAGCAAAACACCAGCACGCCUCACCCAGGGCCGUUUUUCCUGGUAUCCUAUUUAGAUGGCAAUGGCGGGGGGAUGCUUUGGUAUUACGAUUACCCAAGGGCCUGCAGAUGGUGACAGUCACAGUCCGGGAGCGAGGACAUUGCAUUUGGUUUACAUUCUCCGCUUUGAGCUGUCAGAUAGUCGAGGGAAAAGGGGGCAGUGAAUUAUGGGAAUACCUGUGGCUGGUCUGUAACUGCUGAAAAGUCAUCCCCAGAUGUUGGGAACUUGCCUGCAUCAGUGGGAUUUCCACCACCUGUCGGAAACUCGUAGGUUCAUUCACUAUGUUAUGCCUAAACUGUAUGGAUUUUGUUUCCCUCCACCUACCUAAGUAAACCCGCUGUAAGGAUGGUCCUUCUCAUUCUUUCAUUCAGAUAAGUUUUUCCUCUAUCUGGGCACUGAAGGGAUACGUGAAGCAAUGUUAAGAAUUUUUUUGGUAAUGCCUUCAAUUAGGGGUCAUUUUGUUUAACUUCUUAUAGGAAAGCUUGAGUGAAAUAAAUAUUGUCUUUUUGUAUGUCA